AUGCCGGCUCGACGAGCGGCGUCCUCGGGCUGCCAAAGCGUGGUCGCUGUGGUUCUGGGCGUUGCCUUCGUGGCCGUCCCCGGCCUGUAUUUCGAGUUUUACCUCACCGGCGGCUACAAAGAGAGCCCUGGCACUGGACCACUGGGCCGCGAGGUCAUCCAGGCGGCCGUGAAGCAGGUGGACCUAGCGACCUCGAAGGCCUCCCGGAGCGCAGCAGAAAGGACGGAGCCCUUGGUUGAAAUACCUUCGGUCGACAUCCCGAGCGAGCUCAGCGUGGCGCAGCCAAUCAAGGCAGCUGAGCCUGUUCCGGAUCCUUCUGCACAGGCCACUGGCGCUUACGUGGAGCAGCUCUUCGCAAAGAACCGAGAGUGUGCUGACCAGGCGAUGGAGAUAGGCAACCUUCCGACCGUACAGGCGUGUGACGAAGUGGUUGCGACAAAGCUCGAGUGUGGCCGCUACUUCAUGUUCAGCCACGCACAUCCAGACUGGAUUUGCCGCUGCUGCUCUGUCCACGGUGAGGAGGAAGGUCCGGCCUCAGAUCAGUGGAGCGUCUUCAAGGCCCAGGUUCCCAGAGCGCCGGGCCUGCCCUUGGAGCCGCCCACGGCGCCCCCGGCGGAUCCUUUCGCCGGGCUUCCCAUCGCGCCAGGGCCAAGGCCUAAGUGGCUGGCGCGGAAAGAUGCGUUGGUCAUCGAUGCGAGACCAGAGGAACACGGCGGCAUCGUCAUCCUCCAGGCAGUCCUGAGCGAUUCGCAUGCCACGUGGGGCAACAACAAGGAUGCGCAACGUCUCGAAGACAGACCUGACUGGCUCCGAGCGAUCUUGGCCACGAAUCGGGCCCACGCGAAGAAGCACGGCCACGCCAUGGUGCUUCGCGCUCAUCCGACCGAGCCGCAGCUCACAGAUUGGAUGAUCAGCGACUGUGGCAAAAAGUCCCUGCGCGUUUGCGCAAAGGUCAAUGAGAGAGAGACGUACAACUGGGAGAAGCACUUGAUGAUGCAGGACUACCUUUUGAGUCCACAAGCUUUCACCCACGUACUCAUGCUGGACGCCGACGCUGCGCUGAUCCAGCCGCAGCUUAACACCUUGCACCGCAUCGCCGACAUCUUGGACCGGAAGGGCAAAGAUCUCUUCCUGACCAACGAGGACUGGUUGGACCAGAAUGGCGAGGCGCGCAUCAACGGCGGGUUGAUGCUGGCGAAGAACACGCCGUUUACGCAGAACUUGUUCCAAGACACCUUCGACGCCCACGUUGCAGGGUACAAGCUGCUGAAGAAGGCCCGCAUCGGCACGCCCGUGAUCCGGUGCACCAGCAACGAGCAGAUUUGUCUCAAUGACCUGUACUAUGGCGACACUCAGCAUUUUACUUCAAAG
Symbiodinium sp. CCMP2456 is the source of this 1371-nucleotide messenger RNA. The record is from the annotation of a GenBank genome assembly. NCBI's taxonomy places the organism in Eukaryota, Dinophyceae, Suessiales, Symbiodiniaceae.